AUGGCUGCUGCUGCUAUUACCAGUACUACUGUUCCUAUUCCUGCUCCAACAACAACUGCUGCCGAACCGUCUCUUCCUCGAAAUUUAAAACAAUUAAUUGCUGAGAUCGAUCAAUCAAAAAAGGAAAUUGAUUCAAAAGUAAAAACUUUGGAAAAAUACGAUACAAGUCGCAAGAAAAAAAAAGACAAUCUUGAUAAAGCCAGUGAAGGACGAAAUACACUAAAAUCGUUACAUACGAGAGUAAACGAUAUUCAACAAGAAGUUGAAAAAGCUACAAAAGAGAGUGACAAUAGUGAAUCAUUUAGAAGUUUCAAUAAAUCAAAACAAGGAGCAUUAAAAACAUUAGCAUCACUAAGUACAAAACUUUUAAGCGCCGAUAAACACCUUGAGAAAAUAACCGGCCCUACUGACGAUUCAAUAACAGCUACUACUACAGCAAUAAAAACAGAUGGUGAAGAAAAAUCAUCGGGUAUUGCAUCUCUUGUACGAAAUAUGCCAUUUGGACGAGGAUCAAAAAAAAAGAAGAAAGAUGUUACAACAUCAUCAGUUGCACAACCAGCAGCAAUCAUAGAUGCGACAACAGAGGCUGGUGCAACAGAACAUGCGCAGAAAAGCGGAGAAGUUGCAAAAGACGAAGAUAUAGAUGAGGAGAGUGACGCAGCAAGAUCAAGUGACGAAGAUGAUGAUGAUGAUGAUGAUGAUGAUGAUGAUGACGUAGUGACAGAUAAAAAGAGUGAAGAAAUACCGAAACGUCCAAUGAAACAACCAGUGCCAACUAUUCAUUCAAAUGUUGACCAAGACUCAACGUCGAGUGAUGAUGACGAUGAACUCAAACUGUUGAAUAAUUAUCAGAAAGAAGUUUCGCAAUCAAAGAGUAUGAUGUCUGACGAAAAUGAGAAUAAAAAACGUCUGCAUACACCACCAAGCGUUCGUUCAACAAGUUCUCUAAGACAUCGAAAAGAAAACGAAAUACAUUCCGAUCAUAAACAAAUAACAACUAUUCCUGUUGAGCGAAAACAGAAAAAACCUGUAAUUUCCACUGAUAGUGAGGAUGAGGAAGAGGAAGGUGAUAAAACAUAUUUUGAAGAAGAAGAUGAUGAACUGAAAAAGUUAAAAGAAGACAGUGUGGUAGACGAGGAAGAAGAAGAACAGCAGGCUUCGGACAUCGAUGAAGAUAAUCAACAUCUCAGAAGAUUAAGAAGUGAGAAAGUUGAGCCUGGUACAAUGUUUCGUGCUCUUCAAGAUUUAACAGCUGAGAAAGAAGACGAUUUAGACCUUCGAAAAAAUGAUCGCUUAGAACUCGUUCAACAAUCACCAGAUGAUUGGUGGAUAUUUAAAAAUGAUCAAGGAAAACAAGGUUACGUUCCAAUUAAUUAUAUUGAACAAAUUUCUGAUUCUAAUGAAAUUCAUCCAUCAUCACUACCGGGUCAAAUUCGUCAACAUCGACGCAUUAGAAGACAGGAACCGUCGGCAUUGAUUGAUGCAUUAAAAGUCCAACGCAGUAUUCCAUCUGGUUUUGUUUUAUCGAAUUUAGCAUCAUUAACAACAUUAAAUAAAUAUCAGUUAUCAAAUUAUUUAAUACCAAAAAUGACUGAAUCAAAUUUAUAUUAUACUGAUUUAUAUUGGCGUCACGAUAUACAAUCGAUUCGUUUACAUAAUGUACAUCAUCAAAAAAUAUUAACAUUGAAAUCAUGUCUUAAAAUACCAAAAAUUGUUCAACAACCAAAUAUUACUAUUUUGAGUCGAUGUGUAAGAGUAUGUUUACAUGAUGGAUAUGAAAUUGUAAGUAAUAUUCAUACUGUACGUGCACAUGUCAAAAAGACGAGUGAUCCACAUGAAUUAACAGAAACAUGGUAUUUUUCUGAUUCUGAAAUAAGAUCAUUAAUAGAUGAACAACCUGAAUUAUUAAUACGCUCAGACUUACAAACAUUAUCAAAUAUUAUUAUGGAAUUAGCAGUCACAUGUCAAUCAGCACUAACAAAUGAAAAAUGUGAAAUUGGAUGUGGAUGGAUAAUGAUACCGAUCGAUCUUCCUCAAGCACUAAUGACUAAUACAAAAAGUUUUAGUGAAUUUUUACAUGGCGGAUAUUUAGAUGAAAAAGAUGUUUUAUUAGAUUCUGAAUAUCGAAGUUUACGAAAUGAAGGAAUAUCGGGUAUGAUUGAUCAAAGAAAACGAGCUAAAAUUACAUUUUCUGUUGAAUCACGUGAAGAAAAAAUUGAUAAUUUAUAUGAUCAUUUACCUACACAAUCAAUUGUUGUACCAUUAAAUCUUGUAAAAAUAUUAUAUUAUUAUCGUCAAGAAUUAGGUUAUGUAUUAAAUAAACAAUCAAUAUCAACAACACCAAUUCAUUCAAUAUUUUUAACAACAUUUUUUUCAGCAUUAGAACAACGAGAUUUUAUGGAUGCUUUAUCUAGUAUACAUCGUUUAAGAAGAAAACAAUUUCCAUCAAAUUUAUCCAUACAACAAAAGAAACAAGAAUUUAUUAAAACAUAUGAAACAUAUAUUUAUCCAUUAUUAAAUUAUAGACAAUUAUUACCAUAUGAUUUUCAUGAUGAAGGAGUAUUAAAAGAACGAAAAGGUAUUAUUAAAACAAUGUUAGCAAAACAAAUGGAUAAAAAAAAUGAUAUUUUAACACUUUUACUUGAUUCACAAUAUACGGACAAAUGGACACCAUUUGUAGCUGAAAAUGAAAUUUGUUUUUCAUUACAAAAUCAUUUUAAUCAAUUUCAACCGGAAAUUAUGACAUAA
Didymodactylos carnosus is the source of this 2748-nucleotide messenger RNA. The record is from the annotation of a GenBank genome assembly. NCBI's taxonomy places the organism in Eukaryota, Metazoa, Rotifera, Eurotatoria, Philodinida, Philodinidae.